UCCAUCCUCCACUACAGCGGACCGGUUACUUGCCUACUACACACACGACCAAAGCACCGCACCAAGCACCACCACCACUUUUUAGACCUGCGGGAGCUAUUUCAAAUGCACAUCUUCUCCAAGUCACCCAAAAAACCUCCUAAGAAGCCUUCGAACAGCGACGAAGAAUCCACCUCCUCACGAUCGCGCUCGCCCCCCAAGAAAUCCGUCUCCUCGUCCUCCUCGAAAUCCGCCAGAGCAGCAGCCAAGGAAGAAAAUAUUAGGCCUGGGCAAGGAUCUGCCGCCAGGAGCAGCCGCAGUUUUCAAAAAUCUGUCCCGCACUCACCCCGUCAUCCCUACGACCCGAAUUCUCACCCUCUCAACCUUCCACCAGACCAGCUGCGGCGGCUCUCUGCGCUCUCCAGCAUGUCUGACCCAGACCGUAUGGAUGUUGAUACUGAAGGUCCGGUGGCUGCACCGACCUCACCCCCAACACAGCCAAAUCUACCACCAACCUUCGAGACCCCAACACCGAAAACAAACGGCACGAAUGGUCCUGCAAAUGGGCCAAAGGAGAAGGAACAAGAGGGACCAACGCCCCCACCGCACAAGUCGACCCCUACCAGUCCUACACCGGCACCUGGUCCUGCGGUGGAUGAGGCUGAAGCCUUCAAGGCCGCCGGCAAUAAGUUUUAUAAAGCAAAGGAAUACAAGAAGGCAAUCGAGGAGUAUACAAAAGCUGUCGAAGCACAACCUACUUCAGCCACAUAUCUCAGUAAUCGAGCAGCAGCUUACAUAUCCAAUGGUCAAUAUAUCAAUGCAUUAGAUGACUGCACUCGAGCAGACGAACUCGAUCCUCAGAAUCCCAAGAUCUUACUCCGACUUGCUCGCAUAUACACAAGCUUAGGCCGUCCCCAAGAUGCCCUGGACACCUAUGCUCGUAUUCAACCGCCUGCAUCUGCGAAGGAUAUUGCUCCUGCUAAAGCCAUGCUGCAACAUGUCCAAGUAGCCGAAGAUGCUCUGCGGAACGGCACAACUGGAUCAAUGGCGUUACAUGCACUGGACCAGGCCGAGAAAUUGCUCGGUCUCGGAGCCCAAAAGCCACGAAAGUGGCAGUUAAUGAGAGGAGAGGCCUACCUGAAGAUGGGUAAUGUUAAUGCUUUGGGAGACGCACAGAAUAUUGCCAUGUCUCUGCUACGGAACAACAACCAAGAUCCUGAGGCUUUAGUAUUACGAGGUAGAGCACUUUACGCGCAAGGAGAAAACGAAAAAGCAAUUCAGCAUUUUAGACAAGCCCUCAACUGCGACCCGGAUUACAAGGAUGCCGUCAAGUACUUGAGGAUGGUCCAGAAGUUGGAUCGAAUGAAAGCUGACGGUAAUACUGAAUACAAGGCUGGACGAUUCCAGGCAGCAAUCGACAAGUACUCUGAAGCCCUUGAAGUUGAUCCUCUGAACAAGGGCACGAACUCAAAGCUGCUGCAGAACCGAGCACUGUGUCGUGUUCAGCUCAAAGAUUACAAGGGUGCGGUUUCUGAUUGUGAGAAGGCCAUAUCUCUGGAUCCUACCUACACAAAAGCCAAGAAGACCAAAGCUACUGCGUUGGGACAGUCGGGUGAUUGGGAGGCAGCAGUUCGUGAGCUGAAGGAGUUGCAAGAGCAAGAUCCAUCAGAUGCUAGCAUCGUCAAGGAAGUACGAAAGGCUGAAUUGGAGCUGAAGAAAAGCAAACGAAAGGACUAUUACAAGAUUCUUGGAAUCGAUAAGGAUGCAGAUGAGAACGCCAUCAAGAAGGCUUACAGAAAGGCAGCUAUCAUUCACCACCCAGAUAAGAAUCUGGACAAUGAAGAUGCAGCCGAGAUAUUCAAGGACGUUGGUGAGGCUUACGAGACGCUAAGUGAUCCCGAGUAAGUUUGAAUCUAUAAGAACAGUCUCGAAUAGUGCUAAUGAAUUUACAGGAAGCGUGCACGGUAUGAUAGUGGUGAGGAUCUUAUGGACCCGAUGGAAGGAUUUGGCGGAGGUGGAAUGGGAGGUGGUAUGAGCAUUGAUCCGGAGAUUCU
Mollisia scopiformis is the source of this 2033-nucleotide messenger RNA. Its product is annotated as TPR-like protein. Gene Ontology annotation, molecular function: protein binding. The record is from RefSeq and is a predicted model, not a curated record. Lineage: Eukaryota; Fungi; Ascomycota; Leotiomycetes; Helotiales; Mollisiaceae. The coding region runs from base 106 to 1884 and encodes 592 amino acids. The transcript is spliced from 2 exons.